AUGAGAGCUCUAACGAACUUUCGCUGAAACUUCAUGUAACCCUUUUAUUUAAAAUCAACGAACACAUCAAUAUUUAAUAUAUAUUUCAAAGGAAGAAAAAAACAUACAAUCUCCUUCAAUUAUUUUUGUGACACUCAAAGUUGAUGAAAGAACAUAAAGAUCACGUAGUGGUGAUCACGUACGGACCAUCCUCGGAGGGUUCAGUGACGGCUUCGCCAAUCUCUCAUCAGACCCCGUCAGUUCCGACGCCGUCUCCGUUUGCAUACUCCGUAACGCCGUCCGCCUCGAGGUUCAGCUCACGACGAGCGUCGGUUCAUGUUCCCGGUUUGGUUCUCCGGUUUAUAACUUUGGUUCUAUGUUUCGUAUCUGCUGUUUCACUGGCAGUGAAUGUUCAUCGGCCUUCACAGAGACAUCAUACACAGAGCUCCUCGAGUUUCGCUUCAUACCCUGAACUAUUGUAUUGUUUUGGUGUAGCUGUGAUAGGACUCGUGUAUACAUCUCUACAAACGUUCAAAGGAGUUUGUGAUAUUACCCACAGAGGAGUUAUAAUCUCUGAGCCUCUCUCGGAUUACAUCAGCUUCAUUCUUGAUCAGGUUAUAUGUUAUCUACUAGUAUCAUCUUCUUCUGUGGUAAUAGCGUGGAUCCAACAUGCAGACGGCGAUGCGAUCAAAACACUUAGAAAUAAUUCCAUGGUUUCAGCUUCAAUGGCCUUCUCUGCUUUUUUGGUUUUGGCACUCUCGAGCCUCUUUUCUGGGUAUAAGCUUUGCAAGAGAUUUAUAUGGUAAUAAUUCUUGUAAAUUGUUUUUAUAUCCAAAUAAUGUUAAACCUGAAUAAGUAAUGACCUUUGUUCGAAAAUUCGCUCGGCACUACGCAUGCGGCACAUAUGGACCUAGUAAUUUACUAGAAAAUCGGAAAGAA
Eruca vesicaria subsp. sativa (arugula) is the source of this 918-nucleotide messenger RNA. The record is from the annotation of a GenBank genome assembly. Lineage: Eukaryota; Viridiplantae; Streptophyta; Magnoliopsida; Brassicales; Brassicaceae.